Molecule: messenger RNA, 2226 nt
Organism: Labrus mixtus (cuckoo wrasse)
Lineage: Eukaryota; Metazoa; Chordata; Actinopteri; Labriformes; Labridae
Product: claudin-3-like
Exons: 2
Coding region: 352-1491 (379 amino acids)
Biological process (GO): bicellular tight junction assembly; cell adhesion
Cellular component (GO): bicellular tight junction; plasma membrane
Molecular function (GO): structural molecule activity
Source: RefSeq, a predicted model, not a curated record
AAUCAUUCAUUGGCCGACUUUUACCAUGUCUGUUAUUCUUUAACUACUCCAGACCUGAGAUACACACCUCCCCUCACCCAAACAGACGGGAGAGCUAUAGGGGAGAAGAGGUUGAAUGAUUAAGCGUGGGGGGGGGGGCGUUUACAUGCCAAGGCUGGGUGUUUGGACGCUCAAACGAGGUGGGACAGAAGAUGAUUUGAACUUUUCCCGGGGCCAAUCGCCAAGCGACUCCACCUUCUGCUCUGAAGAUAUGUUACCGUUAUGUGAGCAAUCAGCACCACAGAGACAUCAACCGAGUCCAACACAACACGCAGCCGGAGGAGACCUCUGACUAUAACACAAAGUGAAGACAUGCCUUCUGCUGGAGUGGAGAUACUUGGAGUGUCUAUGGCCGUCCUGGGAUGGAUCUCGGCCAUUGUGUCGUGCGCCUUGCCCAUGUGGAGAGUGUCGGCCUUCAUUGGGAUGAACAUCGUCACGGCUCAGAUCACCUGGGAGGGCAUCUGGAUGAACUGUGUGGUCCAGAGCACGGGUCAAAUGCAGUGUAAAAUCCACGACUCCAUGUUGGCUCUAAGCGGAGAUCUCCAGGCCGCCCGUGCCCUCACCAUCAUCUCCAUCGUGUUGGGCGUCGUGGGACUCCUGGUGGCCACGAUGGGAGCGAAAUGCACCAACUGCGUGGACGAAGACACGGCCAAGGCCCGAGUGAUGAUAGCUGCCGGGGUGGCUUUCAUUGUGGCGUCUUUCACCCAGCUUAUCCCGGUGUCGUGGUCCGCCCACACUAUCAUCGUGGAGUUCUACAAUCCGAUCAUACCUGAGGCACAGAAGAGGGAGAUAGGGGCAGCUCUUAUGUCUGUAGGCCUGGAGCUGAUCGGCAUCUCCCUGUGCAUUUUGGGAUGGAUUAUUGCCAUCGUGGCGUGCACCCUCCCCAUGUGGAGGGUGACGGCUUUCAUCGGCAGCAACAUCGUGACAGCUCAGAUCAUCUGGGAGGGUCUGUGGAUGACCUGCGUGGUCCAGAGCACGGGUCAGAUGCAGUGUAAGGUCUACGACUCCAUGCUCGCCCUCUCGCAGGACCUCCAAGCUGCCCGCGCCCUCACCGUCAUCUCCAUCCUGCUCGCCAUCUUGGCCGUCCUUGUCGCCAUCGCCGGGGCUAAGUGCACCAACUGCAUAGAGGACGAAGCGUCCAAGGCCAAGGUGAUGAUCAUCUCCGGGGUCUUCUUCAUCGUGUCUGGAGUCAUGCAGCUCAUUCCUGUCUCCUGGUCGGCCAACACCAUAAUCAGGGACUUCUACAACCCUCUACUGACGGACGCUCAGCGGAGGGAGCUGGGAGCCGCUCUGUACAUCGGCUGGGCGGCUGCCGCGCUGCUGAUCCUCGGCGGUGGACUCCUCUGCUGCUCCUGUCCGCCACGGGAGACCAGGUACAACCCUUCACGGAUGGCUUACUCUGCCCCGCGGUCCGCAGGAGGCCCCGGGUUAGAGAGGAAAGACUACGUGUGACUGAAGGUCAAAGAGUGAAAAAAAAAAAAAAAAAAAAAAAAAAAAGACAUUUUCAAAUCUGACAAAAGCUCUCCUCCGCACCAAUCCGAAGGUGAACUGAGGAAAAGAGCUCACAGGAACAAGGAGACUCCGCGAUGAAGGAUCGCUUUGAUUUAACCCCUUAAUGCUUCACGUCUCUGAAUGAGGCGUCUUGUUUUCAGAGAAUAAAAAAAUAGACUCCGCAGACACUGGAGUGGAAAUUUCCCUAAAAACCAAAAAAACAAUUACAUUUCUGUUCUUAGAGCUCCGGCGUAUUUAAGGUCAACACGCUUCAUGUUGGUGUCAUUACAAGCACACAUUUGUUUAUGCGGUCUCAGCUCCUUCAUGUUUACCACUGAAUAUUUUUUUUUUUUUACAAAAAACAAUUGUGCCCGCUCCAUGUUUCACCCUCACACGAGGCACCGCUGUGUACAAAAUGGAUGUGAAAUGGUCACCAACAGGGUCAUGUUGUACGUGUAUGAUUAAUCGUCUGUAAGAGUCAUGAGAGAUGAUAACUGUGUUCAGUGCAGCUUUUAAGUGCGGUGUGGUCAGGGUGGGGACGGGAGGCUUUGUGAACGCUCGACACUGGCAGCACUAAAGCACCUGCGUUCACCCAUAAUGGCAAUCAUGUCUGUGUAUUAUAAACAAUGUCAGUCCAGUUCAUGUAUUUCAAAAUGUGUUUUUUUUUAAUAAAAAUGUUUUUUUUUUUUUAAAUAA